Messenger RNA from Condylura cristata (star-nosed mole), 1536 nucleotides. RefSeq names its product sterile alpha motif domain containing 3 (gene SAMD3). Gene Ontology annotation, molecular function: protein binding. The transcript is spliced from 10 exons. Lineage: Eukaryota; Metazoa; Chordata; Mammalia; Eulipotyphla; Talpidae. The record is from RefSeq and is a predicted model, not a curated record. Bases 1 to 1536 code for a protein of 511 amino acids.
AUGGAAACUUGGUCAGUUGAUCAGGUCUGCAGUUGGUUGGUGGAGAAAAACUUAGGAGAAUUGAUUCAUAGAUUUCAAGAAGAAGAAGUAAGUGGGGCCGCUCUUCUAGCAUUAAAUGAUCGGAUGGUUCAGCAACUAGUAAAGAAAAUUGGGCACCAGGCUGUACUGAUGGAUUUAAUUAAAAAAUAUAAGCAGAAGAGUCAGGGACUGUCAUCCCCCGGAAGUCCCGGAGAAGCAACUCUGGUCACACAAACAGAAGCAGCCCCUGAGGAUGAGCAGUCCUCCAGUCCAUCAAGCCAUGGGGAGCAGAUACUAUCUCUUUACCCAGCUGAAAACCUUGAUAAUGGACUAAUUGACCAAAGAGUACUGAAACAGAGAAGAAAUGUGAAACAUACUGUAGCAAGGAAUAAGGCAUUGCAGUGGGCUAAGUCUUAUGCUUUACCAGAGUUUCCCUAUGAUGUCAAAUGCAUGUUAGCAGAACGAAAGUGCCCUGAUCACAGCAUGAGGAUAAGAAUCAUCGAGUUUCUCCAGGCUGACAUGACCAAGUAUCUGGAAGGCUCUCUGUAUCCCACCACCCAGCAGUACAACGACGUGGUCAACGCGCUGCUGCAGGCCCACCCUUUCCUGGACGAGGAUGGCUGUGGCUUUUUUUUGUGGAAACGAGCCCUCAAAGAUCGCUUUAAAUACGUCCGAAGACCCAUAGAAGAUGAUGAACAAGUGAUGAGAAAUAAGUGUAAAUUUGGACACCGAAGAGGCCAAACAAGGAAAUCUCCUGCUGAUGCAAGAUUUGAUGAAAUUAAAAUUGCCCACAUAAAAGAAGAAACUAUUUGUUUAGAUUCUGAGGUAGAAGACCAUAUUAACUGGCUCCAGCAAGAGUACACAAAACCAGAAAAGGACUGGAAAGAAAUUGAUAAGAGGAUGAGCCAGACUUUGGAAAUCAGAAGGAAGUUGAUCAACAGCAGAACUCCCGUGAAAGACAUUCUCAGAAUGUUUCCUUUCUUGAAGUGCCCUUAUCAGAUGUUCAGAGAAUUCCAACUUCUUACAAGAACAGAUAUUUAUAAUAAAACAAGGCACAUCUUGGAAUCCUAUUCAGAAAAUAUACUGACUUCUUUUUCAGUAGUGAACAAUCCCAUCAAUAUUGCAUUGCAAGAAAAGAUGAAACAGCACACAGACCAAGACAUGUUGAAACAUAUGAAGAUGACAGCCACAUGUCUACUCCUACCAGAGGUUUUUGGGGAUGAUUCCAACCUUUUUGUCAUUGCCAAUGAGGAGGUACAAGUGUCCACACCUGUGUUAGAAGUUAAGCACCCUUUCAACAUUGAUGUCUGUGAAUUUUCUUUGUAUUUAGAAAAAGAGAAACUCACAAAGGUGGACGACUGUGUUACGGCCCUGGCUGCUCUCAUAGCUGCCUUUCAUGUAUUUGGGAUCGAGUGUCCAAGACGACUGUCCCAAACCUUCAAUUUCCUAGAGACACUGAUUUUUGAUACGCACAGUCCCCAUUUUCCUUCUAUGAAAGAAAAGGAAAUCACUCAAUAG